AAUAACAAGUUGAAUAGUGAAAGUGUGUGAGUGUGAGUGAGAGUACUAAGAAAUUAAAAGAAAAAAGAAAAAAAAAAGGGAUUGAGUUCUCUUGGAACUCCCAACACCCAAUCCCGCUUUACUCUUCUUUUUAAUACUUUCCCUUCUCAGUUUUUCCUCCAAUUCUUUUAUUUUAAUUUAUCUGAACCACUAAAUUUCAAAACUGCUCCUCUUUGUUCCUUCUCUGAUCUAGGGCAUUACUAAACCCUAAUCGCCGAUUUCCCCUUAACUUGCUUAUUUUCCCCACUUCCCGCCAUUUCUAUCUCUUACCUCCACUCGCUACUCCUUUAACGUAAAAAAUGGCAGAAGUUGAAGCUGAGAAAAAUUGCGAGGAAGAAACAGUGAAAGGAGGAGAGUUACUGUUUUGUGGUGCUACUGCUUGGGACACUGUUGGUAGAAAGAAAACUGGGAUUGAAGGAAACCUGUACUCUCCUACUAGACUUCGUCCCCUCGUUGGAAUCAACAUUCGCUUUGUGGCUUCUGGUUGUGUUUCUUGCCAUUGUGUGGCGUUGGAUGUUGAUGGUAGAUGCUAUACGUGGGGGAGAAAUGAGAGGGGACAGUUGGGACAUGGUGAUUCCCUGCAGCGGGAUAGGCCCACAGUUGUAUCUGAACUUUCAAAGCGCAAAAUAGUGAAGGCAGGUGCUGGAAGGUCACAUACCGUAGUUGUGACCGAUGAUGGACAAUCCUUUGCCUUCGGUUGGAACAAACAUGGGCAGUUAGGAUCCGGUUCACUGAGAAAUGAAGUUGAGUCUUCUCCUGUACGUUGUAUUGUAUCUGAUGUCACCACUGUUUCAUGCGGUGGAGAAUUCACUACGUGGUUAUCAACUAUUCAAGGAGCUUCUAUACUAACGGCUGGCCUUCCUCAAUAUGGUCAACUUGGUCACGGUACUGACAACGAGUACAACACAAAAGACAGUUCUGUAAGGCUUGCUUAUGAGCCUCAACCCCGUCCGAAAGCAAUAGCCUCCUUUGCCGGAGAAACUAUUGUCAAAGUUGCUUGUGGAUCAAAUCACACAGUGGCUGUGGAUUCCAAUGGCUAUGUAUACACCUGGGGAUAUGGUGGUUAUGGAAGGUUGGGACAUCGAGAGCAGAAAGAUGAGUGGGCCCCACGGCGUGUAGAUGUCUUCAUAAGACAUAAUGUUCUGCCAUCUGAUGCAAUAGUUUCAGCUGGUGCUGCUAAUUCAUCAUGUACUGCUGCUGGUGGGCAGUUAUACAUGUGGGGUAAAAUGAAGAACACUGGUGAUGACUGGAUGUAUCCAAAGCCUGUUAUGGAUCUAAGUGGUUGGAAUUUGCGAUGUAUGGACUCUGGAAAUUUGUUCCAUUUCGUUGGGGCCGAUUCAUCAUGUAUAAGUUGGGGUCAUGCACAGAAUGGAGAAUUGGGUUAUGGACCCGAUGCACAGAAGUCUUCAUCUAUACCCAAGAAGGUCGAUAUCCUUGAGGGCAUGCAUGUUAUCAGUGUGGCCUGUGGAUUAGCACAUUCUAUGGUGGUGGUUGACCGAGCAAAUGUAUGUGACCGUCUUGAUCAGCUUGAUGUAUAUGACGGAAAAGCAUCAGGAGAAGCUGCGGUGGUUGCUGAGCCUGUUCCUUCUGCUAAGAAAGCUCCUAAGAAGAGCAGCACUGACAAUUCGAAGAAGAGAAAGAAGUCAAAAAAGGAUAUAUCUGAGUCAGAAGAGGAAGACCAAGAGAGCGAUGAUGGCAGUUAUGGCGAGAGUGAAGAAGAGGCUGUAAAUGGCAAGGUGGGGAAGAGACAACGAGGGGGGAAAGCAGGGGGUAGAGGUCGUGGGAAGGGCGGCAAGAAUACUCCAACUGAGAAUAAAAGCAGUGGCAGAGGUCGUGGUCGACCUAAAGGUUCGAGUGGGAGAGCUCGCAAGUGAAGUAAGGCGAGAUGACGCAUUAAUUGUUAAUUUACCGCCUAAGAGGGUGGAAAUUUUGCUAAAUAUGUGUAGAGAGGUGUAUUAAUUAGGCCUUUGAACCUAUUAACAUUCCAUUUUUUAAAAGAAAACAAGAAAAGUGGAGUGGAGGAAGAGGCUUUAAGACUCAGGUUCACUAUUCUUAGGCUUGGUGUUUAACUGCUGAGGUUGUGAUCUGAGAAGUGAGUGGAAAUGGUUGUACCUUUAUUUUGGAAAGGAACUUAAACUCUCUUAAUGUGUGCAAGUAAUUGGAAAAAUCAUCAUAUUGUUAUUUAUUUUUUCUGCCCUACUGAAUUUGUCUCAUUUGACCAAAAAAGCUAUUACACAAAUAGUUCUGGUAGUCGGUAUUAAAUGAUGGAAAUGCUAAUGAAAAGUUAGUGUAAUUUUAAUAGGAAUAUCU
This is a messenger RNA of Amaranthus tricolor (Joseph's coat), 2349 nucleotides long. RefSeq lists its product as uncharacterized. The coding region runs from base 339 to 1913 and encodes 524 amino acids. The transcript has 17 exons. The record is from RefSeq and is a predicted model, not a curated record. Lineage: Eukaryota; Viridiplantae; Streptophyta; Magnoliopsida; Caryophyllales; Amaranthaceae.